AUGGCACCUAGUCAAGGUGGACAGUUGGAGAAUGUUAUUGAUGAAGUUUUAAAGACUGGGGAUCCGCAAGCACUGGAUGUAUUCCUAGAGAAAGACAUACAUGAGGACUCUAUAAUGAAGUGCUCUCAAGAGUUUCUCACCAAAUUGGAUAAACUGGUAAACCGGAGUUUUGAUCAAAAGGAUGCCAAAUCAGCCAGUUUGGGUUUUGCAAGUCUCUACAAGUGUGGGAAAAACCUAAAACUACCUGGUUGUGGUCAAGGACUGUCACGUUUAAUAACUCAAGGACUGAUUAAGAAGAUGGUCCAGUGGUUUGAAAAAUGCAGGCAAAUGUGGAUCCAGCAUGGCCCACAUUGGGAUGAGACGUUGUUCACACUCUCUGAGAACUUCUUAAAUGCCUUAAUGGUAGUUCAUGAAACGUGCAAAGAGGGAAAAUACAAAAUCACAGAGUCCUUCCUGUAUCCUGUUGGUCAGCUGGCAAUAGACCCUAGAAUUUACAUUCUGAUCCAAAAAGAGGCAAUUCGUAAAUAUAACCUGAUUCUGGACCAAAUUCCCGCUGAGUUGAAGAAAGAAAGGAAGAUUCUCACAUCGCAGGAGGCCUCAGAUAUAAUGACCAAACUAGCCAGUCGGAUAUUGGAGGGUGGUGAUUAUGACUUACAAUCAUCACUGAUGGAGGCAUUAUGCAGAAUGGCCGCUCCUGACCAGCGGAAGAGGCUCGCUGAGCAGUGGUUCACCAUGGGCCAUGUGUCCAGUGCAUUUGCCCAGAUUAGUGAUUCAGAGUUUGAGACGGCUUGUCGCAGGUUUCUGAACAUGGUGAACGGAAUGCAGGGAGACAAGAGAAGAGUGUACUCUUACCCUUGUUUGGAAGUAUUUCUGGGUAACUAUGAGCUGAUGAUGCCUUCCGAUGAGAAGCUUGAGGAAUUCUGGAUCGACUUCAACCUUGGAAGCCACAGCAUCUCCUUUUACUUUUCUUUACCAGAUGAAGAGGAGGGCCACUGGGAAACAAUAUGCAUCAACAAAAAUGAAGUCCAGAACUACACUGUUACCGAGGAAGGCAAGAAGAGAGUCUUGCAGAUAAAGCUGACAGAGGUAGUGGUUGUUGGUGCAGUGGAAGGAUCCAGUCUCUCCAUCCAUUUCAGCUCCUGCCUGAACAUCCUACACGCUGCUCGCAGUGUUUAUGGACUCAACAAAAACAAAUGUCCAUCUGCAGUGAAAGCUUCAGCUAAAACUGUGACAGAGGGGAACAGCACCCAGGUGGUUCCAGAGAGUCAGGUGUCACUUGGUGAAAGUGAGAAAACUACUGCUCCCUACAUUUUAUCUGCCUCAGUUGAACCUUCGCAGAUGGUAACCCCUGCCAAGACAAGGAUGUCAGAGUCCAUAACCUUCAUUUGCAGCAGCGGAGGAAUCGCGCACACUGGCAGCUCUCUUGCAUCUAAGUUAUCGGGCAGGGACAGAGAUAAGACGCCUCUUGAGAGGUGGAGCAUGCGUGAUACGACUGUUAAGACCAGCAGUCAUACCAAAACUCCUGGGAGCACAAAUGCAGUUGGCAUGAAAGAGCAGGGGACAGUUGUGGCUGAAGCAGCCGAUGUGGCUGUCGCUGGACAGGGAGAGGAAAAGGCUCUGGAGCAUUAUUUUAUACCUGACACCCAACCCAGAUCUGCACGAAGCACAUCAUGUUCGAGCUGGAACAAAUUGUCUAUGUCUGAAAUGUUAAUGAUGCCAACACAGAAAGUCAAUUUUCUGCCAAGAUCGGAGCCUCGUUCCAGAGUGGGACCACAGCAGGAGCGCUGCCCGCCCUCAGCACAGAAAUUAUCCGUUUCAGAUUCAAACCUUGUCAUCCAAAAGCAGCUCCACAGGGAGCUCACCCAGCGCCUACAGAAGGUCCUCAGUGAGAGGAACCCAGAUUCUUCACCUCAGAAGCCAAAGGCUGUUCAGAAAAAACCCUCCAAUACAAUAAGGGGCUCUAAAGACAAAGGUUCAGAAAACCAACGUGGUUCUUCACUGUGUAUUCCCAAAGGGCCGCUGGCUCAGGGAAACAGUCACAAGAAAGGGGAGAGUAAAAGCAGGAUGUCAUCUGGGGCAGAGACUGUUCCAAAAACAUCUUCACUCAUUAGUGCUCCCACCAAAACAGUGCAGGGAAGAGUACCCUCCAAGGCUAUGGAUGAAAUGAAGGCCAUCAAUUCAAACAAAGAGAAAAGAGACAAGGAGGUGGCAGGCAGCAUGUUAGAGCUCAUCUCUAGCCGCUAUGAAACUAAAACCAAAUCUACAGGAAAACAGACGACAGAAAAAAUUACCCAGAAUUGGAUUCCUCCUCUCGUCAACAGACCAAUCUUCAAUAUAAGCUGGUUAUCAACUAGUAAAAGCCUAUUGAAAUCCAACAACAAAAACGCAACAAACAAGCAGAGAAAAGAUAUUUUUGAUUUCAAAGUGGAUUCACCUCUCAGCAUGGGGGGAGGAAACAAAUUACCGGCUCCUGCCGUCUUGAGCAGCACGACAGGGAAAGCACCUCCUGCGGCACAGAAUAAGCGCUAUGUGAAAAAGCAUCUGUUCAGUGACACAGACACAGACAAUGCCAUGACAGAGGUCAGCUGGCUGAGAGAGUCCAGCAGAAAGGCAAAACCAAAAGUUACCAAAUAUUCCAGACAGGCACUCAUCAAACCCAAAGGAGCCCCUUCUCAUUCUUCUUUUGAGUCCACGGAUUUGCCCUCACCCUCUCCAAAAACUGUAGGUUUAAAAGCUGCGAAGGGUGAUGAGCCCAUUAAGAAAAAACCCGAUUUGAAGAAGGCCCCAGAUCAGCCAAAGAUGGGGCUGAAUAAGCUACAGACAGCAAAGUCAGCAGCAGCAUCUGGCAGACAACCUGCAGCUGGAAAAAGGCCCAGGCGAGCCGCAGCCACCUCGGCCAAGAGCUACAGAGAGCCAGAGACUGAUGACAGUCAGUCUGAAGCUGAGAGCCUGUCUCCUGCAAAGGAGGAAGUAGAGAAAACUUAUGAGACCACUCAGACAAAGAAGAAAAAGCCUGCCAGCAAGCAACCAUCCAACGUGGAUUUGAAUCAACAAACCAAGUCUGUCAUCAACAUGCCACCUGCUUUCAAGACAUAUUCUGUAGGUCAGCAGGGGAAGAGCAAUUCAGAAGUUCCACCAGUGAAAAAGAGAAAAAAUGCACCCUUUGAUAAACCAGCACAUGACUAUAAGAGGCCGGACAACAGCAACCACCUUGAGCAGCUUAGACCCGGGAAUGUCCUCAGAGAAAGUUCCAGGUCGAAAAAUAUCCCUGUCCAAGAACAGAAGAGUGCUUUGAAGAAUUCUUUGGCUGCCUACCAGACCUCUUUCUGUCCAUCCCCGCCUUUCAUCGAGAAGAUGAGAGCUGCAGGAGGGUCAGCCCCAACCCUGGCUUUGACCUGCUCCACUGUCCUCACCCCACAGGGAUCCCCACUCCCUACCUCCCCAAGGCCUCCUUGCGAGGACACCCCUUCGCCCAUCCUGCUGCUACCCAAACUUCACUCUCCAGUCAGCAGUAAAGGAAAACGUAAGCCAUCUUGUUUCCACAGCACAGAAAAAAGCCACGGCUCAACCAAGACUAAGUUCAUCCCAUCUCCCUGUUCACUGGGAGGUCAGUCCCCUGCAACCAGCCCUCCUGCUCAACAAACUGGACCAGAGACGUGCGCAGUCCAGCAGCAUCUGCCGUCAGCCCCUCUGUCACCUUUAUCUCCGUCCACUCAGCCCAUGCUGACGUCCACUCUUCUUGAGCUAGACAACGGACAUGUUACCUCUCCACCUCAGUCACCGUUCCCUGAAGACACUGUUAGCCAUGGCUGCCAUCUUGAGUUCAGCAAAGUGUCUUCAGGAUCCUUUGUUUCAGUGAACCAUUCAUCCACUAAGUCAUCAGUACGCAUUAAGCGAGUUAAGGACAGCUCCACAGCUGCACUGUCCCUUAAAUCAGAGAAAACACCUAUUUCAGACAGAGAACUUGAGUUCACAGACGAUCUUAUCUCAGGACCCCAUCGCAAGCGCCACAACUCCCUGUCCAGCAACUCUGAGGAAGAGGAAGAUAAGAAAAAAAGCAAGCUCCGAGGGCACCGUUCACCACGAAUGAAACCAAGGAAGCUGUUUAAGUCCUUUGCAGAGAUUUCCACUGUGGAUGAGGUGAGCCAGGCUGUGUGCUCCUCACAUGUGAGCUCCAGUCACUGGGAGUCUGAUGGGAUGGAUGCAGACGUGGACGAGGAUUUAGAGCUGACACAAUCGUCUGUAAACCCAAAUAACAUCUGUCAGCAGAUGAGCUCAGAGCUGAAAAACAAGCUCCAGAACCGCUGCACGAUAUUGGAGAUUUACGACAAGCAGUCUUCAAAGACUAUCCAGCAGCACGUCUCCUCCAUCAGUAAGCAGCUGACCAAAUGCAGAAUGCAGAGGCUUGAACAGGUCCAAAAAGUCCUGUUGGAGGAAAUCAGCAAAAUGGAAAAUGAUGACAGCAUCCUCAAAAGCAUGGAGAAGGACCUGACUAUGUGCUGGAAAAAGCAAAUGAUGACCUUCCGUACUUACCAGAAUCAGGAAGCCAAGAGAAAUGAAAACCUUAAAGGAGUCCUGCAGGGCAAUGCUUGCCAAAGCUUGGAGUACGAGGAGGGAAUAUUCACAUCAGAGAUGGGGAUGAUUAGAAAAGACAUGAAGUCAAUCCAGGACAGACUCCUCAAUGAGAUGCUGGAGGGAGAGAUCCAGAGCGUGAAAAGAGGCCUGCGUGCUCUGUUUUUCCCCUGAUGGAACCUGGAGUUGAGUUUGACAGGUUUUAAAUUUUAGCAAGCAGUGUGCGUUGUCCUCUGUAUUUCAGUCGUGUUCAUAUCAAGUCAUAGUUUUUCGAUUCAGUGUUCGUUUCUGCACAUUCUUCCUUAUUGUUUGCGCUUUUCAGAGCUGGAUAAUGCUGUUCAUACGGUUUGGCUUUUGUUAGAAAUGUUUGCUUUGUGUUUUUACCAUUUGGUAGAUAACCUUACAGUUUAUAAAAUUGUUUGUGUCAGAGUUUGUGAUUUUAUGCUAUUUUUAAUACACAUUUCCUGAAUAAUUUAUGUAGGUUAGUGUGAUACAAUGUGAAAUGUGAGAUCCUUAUUGUACAAUGUUUUUAAAUAACUUAUCAGUCUGCUUGGAAAUUAAAUUGUUUGGAA
Menidia menidia (Atlantic silverside) is the source of this 5144-nucleotide messenger RNA. Lineage: Eukaryota; Metazoa; Chordata; Actinopteri; Atheriniformes; Atherinopsidae. The record is from the annotation of a GenBank genome assembly.